AUGGGCAUGAGCAGCGCGCCGACAGGAGUGUCGAAUGGCGGCUCGACCAUUCCGAUCAUAGAAAUCGCGACCUAUGCGGGCGUGGACGUGUACGAGUGCUACUGCCGGGGUAAGGAGUCGAGCAUCGUGAUGCGGCGUCUGCACGACGACUGGGUGAACAUCACGCAGGUGUUCAAGGUGGCGACGUUCUCGAAGACGCAACGAACGAAGAUCCUAGAGAAGGAGUCCGCAGACAUCAGCCACGAGAAAAUACAAGGCGGUUACGGGAGGUUCCAGGGCACCUGGAUCCCCCUUGACAGCGCUAAGGGCCUCGUGGCGAAGUACGAGAUUACGGACAUCGUUGUACUGACGGUCAUAAACUUCCAACCAGAUCCGAUGAACAUGCCGCCGCGGCGCUCCAAGAAUUCCAUCAUCAAGAAGCUGUCACCAGCUACGCGCAUAACUUCACCUUCCAGCUACAACAAGACCCCGAAAAAGAAGGUCUCGGAAUUGGCAAACCAAUCAACGACAGGUUCUGUAUCAAAGAAGACCAGGAAAAGAGCUGGCGCCAAAGCCGCGCAGCCUUCGCCGCUGCAAAACCUUGUGUUCCAAACACCGCAGCAGCAGCACCGAAAUAGUCAACAACAAACGAAUUAUACAAUAGUGGGCCAUGAUCAAGAGACACCCAUUAACUCUAUUAUGGUGGUGGAGACAACAAGUAGCAUGCAGAAGCGCACUCACCGGCGAUCAGCCUCUAGCGUCAUGUUACUGCCACCAGCACCCUCUAAUAAGAAGCCCGAAGCAAGUCUUCCACCGGCCCCAGCCACCUCUUCGAGUAGUAAGCAGCAUCGUUAUGCUGCCACUCAGAAACCGCUUCAAUUCUAUCCAUUCCCUGUUCCUACUUCUACCUCCAAUAACAUUCAAGAUAUUCACAUCAUCUCAGAAAACCCAAAUCAAAAACACAAGACAAAGAAGUCUGCUAAUAAACCUAAAAGUAAACAGGGCGCCCAAGUAGUACAAACGCCUGCUCAAACAAAGAAACCACCGCCCGGAAAGGCCAACCCAAAGAUGUCAAGUUUUACAAUACUACCGCCAAUAACAGCUAUCCAUAAAACAAGCACAUCUAGUGGAUCUAACACAUCGCAUGGCUCUUCUAUUGACUGCUAUUCUUCGAAUGAUAACCCCACUCCAAUUUCCUCGAGGUCAGGCUCGCCACAAAGUAAGGAGACAUUUACUCCCUCCGAGUAUAAAAAUCUGAUAUUACAGGUGCUGUCCACUGAAUAUGAUAGCUGCGAACCAGUAUUACCCGAGAAGAUGUACUAUCCACCGAUUGGUCUAGAUGUUAAUUUCAUCAUUGAUAAGCAGGGACAUACUUCCCUACAUUGGGCGGCAGCUAUGGCAAACAUCCCGCUGAUUAAGAUACUGCUAACAUUGGAGGCCGAUAUAUUCCAUUGUAACGACAAGGGCUUCAACUGCAUUACCAAAAGUAUCUUCUAUAAUAACUGUUAUAGGACGGGGGCCUUUUUUCUGAUAGUAGAGCUUCUGCGAAUGUGUCUGGUUACACCCGAUGCUAAUGGCAGACUACCAUUACAUUACCUGGUUGAAUUAAGCGUUAAUAAAUCCAAAGACCCGUUAGUCACCAAUUAUUAUAUUGACACUAUCCUCGACGUUCUGUCGAAAGAUGAUCCCUCGGUGUUAAAGAUGUGUUUGAAUUAUCAGGAUAGCAUUGGGAACACAGUUUUACAUCUUGCCGCGCUAAACAUGAAUUUGGCUUUGUCGAAUAAGCUCUACUAUAUGGGGAGCUCUAUGGAAAUUUUAAAUUCACACCAACAGACGCCAGCAUCCAUCCUUUCCAAAGCUAGUAUGACCCAGCCUAUACCAAACGUUAUUAACACACCAAUGCCCACGAUGAUGCCUACUCCAAUGACAGCACCUAUAUCCGCCAACACGGGACAGGUGAGUUUCCGCAAAAAGCAGUCUAAGUUGAACACCCCGUUGAGGCCACGAAAGAGCAAUAAGGAUGACAUCAUCAGCGCAACCCGCCAUAAGGUUCAGUUAUGUGAAACCACAUUCACCGAGACACCGCAGAAUCCAACCGUAGUUACUAGCGCCACUCAUUCCACGAGUAUGCCUGAACCUUCUUCUGAAUUAGCAAAAACGCCCUCUCAUCACGAGAAGCUCUUCGCGCUGGACAGGAUUGCUGAAUUAAACAGUACGCCCGUCCUCAAGGUAACCACGCCAGGAGGUACUGCGAUGAAGGAACUCAGUGUGCCCGCGGCAUCGCAAGAGACGAUAUCAGAACAUCGAUAUUCUGUCGCAGUAGACCCUUUAAUGCAGAUACAGAAAUCCACAAGAUUGACGUUCCCAAACGUGGCGAACACCGCCCAGGAAUUUUCAGAACUAUCACAAUCCCUCACAGAGGCAAUAGAACAGAACUUUAUUAAACUGGGAACCGAAAUCGCGAAGGCGACCGAGGGCAUCGAAGGCAUCGAUCGGUCCUUGAAGUUCUCAGAGAAGCAAGUUGCCGAUAUCCUGGUUAAACACGGAGUUACCGACACAGAGCAGCUCAAACACAAGAUCCACGAUGAGCAGAACGCGCUGCAGGCACAGAUAUCACGCUUCGCAAACUCUAUCGAGAAGUCGCAGGCCCUGACUCUCGCCACCCUAGUGCACGACGAAGAGGAAAAGGCUGACGCCGAUAGCUCCCAUGAACAGUCUACCGAAGGCGCCAAGCAACUCUUCCGCCUCGGCCUCGAACUAUCGCUUCUCCAACUCAAGCGCAAACACAUCAUAGACAAGGUUUGCAGGGCUAAGACGACCAUCAACUCCGGCACAAAGAUAUACAAGUACCGCAAGCUUAUAGGCAUCUCUUCGGACGACAUAGAAUCCAAACUGAACGACAUCGAGAACGAUCUGCGCGGAGCAGUUGCCUAA
Messenger RNA from Eremothecium gossypii ATCC 10895, 2913 nucleotides. It is a transcript of the gene SWI4, whose product is annotated as SBF complex DNA-binding subunit SWI4. The record is from RefSeq and is marked provisional. Gene Ontology annotation, molecular function: transcription regulator activity; protein binding; DNA binding. The transcript has a single exon. Lineage: Eukaryota; Fungi; Ascomycota; Saccharomycetes; Saccharomycetales; Saccharomycetaceae. Gene Ontology annotation, cellular component: SBF transcription complex; MBF transcription complex. The coding region runs from base 1 to 2913 and encodes 970 amino acids.